AGAUGAUCAAGAUCUUGGUAGUGGAACUGCUGGUUCUGCUGGCCAGCUCAUCGGUUUUUUCCAUCGAAGUUGACACCGAUCUGGGACGCGUACGGGGAGUAAACCUCACCUCCCGAUUGGGUGUAAGCUUCCAUGCCUUUCGGGGUAUUCGCUAUGCAGAGCCGGCUCUGGGUGAGCUGCGCUUCGUGAAUCCGCAGCCUGUGAAGCCCUGGUCUCCGGGGACCUUCGAUGCCAGCCAAGACGGACCGAUGUGUCCGCAGCCGUGGGAUAACAUGACCGAUGUCUCUGAGGAUUGUCUGCGCCUCAACGUUUACACGAAGGAUGUGAAGGCCCGAAAGCCGGUGAUCGUUUUUCUGCAUCCUGGUGGCUUUUACGUGUUCUCCGGACAGAGCAAGUACCUGGCUGGACCAGAGCAUUUUAUGGAUCGCGAUUGUGUCCUGGUCUCGCUGAACUAUCGGUUGGGCAGCUUGGGAUUCCUGGCCACCGGCACUAAGGAUGCUCCCGGGAAUGCGGGUCUCAAGGAUCAGGUCCUGGCACUGCGCUGGGUUCAGAAGCACAUCCACCGUUUCGGCGGGGACCCCCAAAGUGUAACCCUCCUGGGAUACAGUGCAGGCAGUAUCAGCAUUGGCCUGCACAUGAUCUCGCCCAUGUCGCGGGGUCUCUUCCAUCGUGGCAUCUGCAUGAGUGCCUCUCCAUAUGGACCCCCUAAAUACCAUAGCAAUGACCUUCAGCUGGCCCAGCGUCAAGCGAGGCUAUUGAAGUGCCCCCAAGAACCCGUUGCGGAAAUGGUCGAGUGUAUGAGGCGUAAACCUUACUUGGACUACGUAAGCACCUACAAUGGAAUGUUCGAGUUUGGUUGGAAUCCUGUGCUCAACUGGAGGAUCGUGGUCGAGGAGGACUUUGGUCAGGAGCGGUUCCUUAUCGAAGAUCCCUUUAAGACCGCCCGGCGUGGCGACUUCUACAAAGUGCCUCUUAUCACUGGAAUCACAGAGUUUGAAUUCAAAUCUGCAGCAUUCUGGGAUCUGCGCAAUGCAAGCAUCGUGAGCAAAUACAAUUCUGACUGGGAACGCUUUGCUCCGAUUGCUCUGAUUUUGGAUCGUGACUCGAACCAGUCACGAACUGCCACUCGCGUUUUGAGAGAGAAAUAUCUGCCGGAAAGCCGUGACAAACUGGAGUAUCCAAAGUCCCUUAAGGGCUUAGGGGAACUCUUCAGCGAUGCCUUGAUUGGAGUGGCCUUUAAUCGCUUUCUCCGCCUGAUGGCCCCGCACACACCGAUCUACACGUAUCUGUUUCGGUACAAGGGUAGAUAUAGUUUUCUGAAAAACCCCGAUAACCAAGAGGCCAUGGGUCCCGUACACCAUGAUGAGCUCCUGUAUUUGUUCCAUGUAGGCCUUAUAAGUCCUCUUUUAAAACGGGAAGAUCCAGAGAACUUUAUUAUUGAGCGAAUGACACGCAUGUGGAUGGAAUUUGCUAAAAAAGGUGAUCCUCACAAUAAGAACGAUGAAUACCUCAAAGAGCUCAACUGGCCUCGGUAUACUUCAGAAAAUCAAGACUAUUUGGAAAUUGGUACAAAUCUGACAGCAAAAACGGGUGGCUUUUAUUUGGAUCGAUAUCACAUUUGGGAUGAACUAUUUCCAUUGAGCGGCUUUUAAAAAAAAAAUAUUUUUUUUUAUUAUUUUAUAUUCUCGACAUUUAACCAAGUUCUCCAAUGUAAAUUAUACAGUGGAGUGAUAUUCAAAUAUACUAUAGUCAUGAAUAUUAUUUUUUCGAAAAAUAGAAAUAAAAGGCAUUGUCAUAUUUUAACUAUGAUAUAUUUAGUUAAGGUUUUAUCAAAGUCUUAAAGAUAGAUAGAUAAACUUCAGAUCAGGCAAUUAAAUAUUAAAAAAUUUGCUCAAGUAAA
Molecule: messenger RNA, 1900 nt
Organism: Drosophila kikkawai
Lineage: Eukaryota; Metazoa; Arthropoda; Insecta; Diptera; Drosophilidae
Product: juvenile hormone esterase
Source: RefSeq, a predicted model, not a curated record